Molecule: messenger RNA, 2153 nt
Organism: Oryzias latipes (Japanese medaka)
Lineage: Eukaryota; Metazoa; Chordata; Actinopteri; Beloniformes; Adrianichthyidae
Gene: fbxo4
Product: F-box protein 4
Biological process (GO): SCF-dependent proteasomal ubiquitin-dependent protein catabolic process; protein polyubiquitination
Cellular component (GO): SCF ubiquitin ligase complex
Molecular function (GO): protein binding
Source: RefSeq, a predicted model, not a curated record
CCACAAUGCACCUGUCCUGCCACCGAUGAGGAAAUGUGGAAGAGUUUGGGAAAUGUCAAUUUUGUUGUUGCGUCGUUCGUAACGUCCGUACAUUCCCUGAAGUCAUGACAGAGAAACUCCAGCAGCUCGAGUCUGUGGUGAUAAGAAGCCUCAGACUUUUCAGAGAUCGAUAUUUUCCGUACAAAGCUGACAAAGAAGACUUACAGCCAGCCGCGGACCAAGGAAAUGAAGAAAAAGAAGAGUCGGGAUUUUUGGAAAGUUUACCGGUGGGUGUACAGUUCCAGAUCAUGACAUUCCUGUCUCCUUCUGACAUCUGUCGCCUUGGGGCCACCAGUCAGUACUGGAGAGCAAUGGUGAGAGAUUCAUUACUGUGGAGAUACUUCCUGUUGCGGGACACGCCUGGUUGGUCCUCUAUUGAUCAUGUGACCAUGCCCAACCUGGACAUGCUGGAUGCUCCACUCAUUUCUGUGGAGGAGAGCCUAGACGACAGAGAAGAAGGAGACGAAAGAGAGAGGGAAAUCAAAUUUGACUACAUGUCGGAAUACCUGAAAGGAUGCCCCUCCUGCAGACAGAAGUGGCUCCCUUCGCGGCCAGCCUACGCUGUCAUGACCUCCUUUCUCCAGUACAUCGUGCGUCCAUCGGAACUUCGUUACGCCAUGUUUGGUCCUGGCAUGGAGCAGCUGGAUGUGUCGCUGGUCACCAGGCUCAUGCACGCCCAUGAUGUGCUGCCCGUAGCAACCACUCCUUGCCGACAGACAAAUGGCAUCGGAUCUGGGAUCAGCUACAUGUUCAAAAACCAACACAAGUUUAACAUUUUGACUCUAUAUUCAACCAACAGGGCAGAACGAGAGAGAGCCAGAGUGGAGCAGCAGAGCACCAGCAGCAAGCUCUUUACUGUUGAAGGAACGGACGACUCUGGGAAUCCAUUGUACAGCCCCACUCCUUACGUCCAGAAGGUGUGCCAGGUGGUCGAUGGGUUUAUCUAUGUAGCCAAUGCAGAGUCUGACAGAGUUGACUGGAAAGGCGAGGUUUCCCAGAUCAGAGUUUUGCUAAAUUGUGCGGCAGACUCUGCCUCCAGGCCUCUGCUGGUUCUUUCCUGUGUUGCCAGAGAACAGUCAGAAACUAUAAAUACUACCAAACGCCGAACUCCCUGUGUUUCCGUGGCAAAGAGGCUCGGUCUUCCACAGCUCUCUAACCCCUGGAUGGUGCAGGAUACAGUGGCUGAAUCCUUGUCGGGUCUUUUGGAUGGCAUUUCAUGGCUGCUGAGAAGCUCUGGUGUCAAACUUCAUGACGGUUCGCCCUGAACUCCUGUUGUCACAAAAUACAUUAGCAUUACUGAAAAAAAAAGAGGCAUUUAAAUAACCUAUUAUACUGAAGAAGGUAUUACAAAUCUAAGGAAUUAAACACAGAUCUGAAGAGUAAGGCAUGCUUAAUGAACUUCUUUCUAUUUUUGUGGAGCAGCACACUUAGCUAACGACUCUUAGCUAACGUCUUUGUAAAGUGGGAGGAUCAUUUGAAAAUCGAUGCACUUUUUAUGAUUUUUUAAAUAUAUUUCUUCUUGUAUAAUAAUACAAGUACAUAUUAAAAUGCUACUUUGUUAGACAAUAUUCUGUGAAAAAUUCUACACUGUAAAAUUUAAAAAACAGAAUCAACCGUUUUUUUCUCUCAAUGACCGACAUCUAAGGAUUACAAAAGUAUGACUUCAAGUUAAUCUCAUGAAGGCAGUUUUGUGUUAAUGGAAAAAGAAGUUGUUGUUUUUUUUACUCGUGCUUUUUUGGUUUUAUUUCUAAAAACCAAGUAGGACACAGAGCUGCAGGUGUAAAAUUGGCGUGUUUGUGGAGUUUGAUUUGUUUGAUUACUUUAUUGUUCAUUUUGUGUACACUAUCAAACUGUUGUUUUGUGUUGUAAAUCAUAUUAUGGAAUUGAAUUGUGUUGUAUCUGGUGCUGCAGCAUUGACCAAACUUCUCAGAUGUUGUGUUUCUGGAGAAGUUUUAUUUUUGUGUGGUGGACAUUUAUUUUGAUACUCUAAGCUUAUUUCCGCUUUGUCCACGCGGUGUAAACAGAACGUCGUUCGUCUUUUGGCCUCCAUGAGGCGCUGUCCACACUUUUGUAAUCCUUUUCAAAUAAAACUGUUUUAAAGCUGUUGUAUUUGA